Molecule: messenger RNA, 3555 nt
Organism: Salvia hispanica
Lineage: Eukaryota; Viridiplantae; Streptophyta; Magnoliopsida; Lamiales; Lamiaceae
Product: putative late blight resistance protein homolog R1A-3
Biological process (GO): defense response to other organism
Molecular function (GO): ADP binding
Source: RefSeq, a predicted model, not a curated record
UGUUGGAUUUAUUUUUUAUUCAUGGUUGAUUAUGUUGUAAAACCUAUUCAAUACUCAAAUCAGUUUUUCCACCAGCUUUUUUUGGUUUAGAUUAAUAGAAAGAAUACCACUUUUACACAAAGAUGUUAUUUUUUCUUUAUAUCUUUCUUAGCUGUUGAUCAUCUUCUUCAUAGCUGAGCACAAUCUUUCAUCAUCUGAUAUUCCAAAUAAAAGGUUGAAACAAAAGAAAAAAAUUGUUGAUCAGCAUAGCCAGAGAUGGCUUAUGCUGCUCUUGUCUCUCUUGAAAACACCAUACACCGAUUCCUGAAUUCUGAUCUGUUCUCCAUCUCUGUUGAAGAAGAGCAACAAAUAACAUCUCUGCGCGAGUAUGUCACUCCCAUUCGAGACUUUCUCGAAGUAUUUCCAGACGAAUCGACGAGUUGGGACGAGCAAAUGAGGGAGCUGGCAAAUGCAGCAGAAGAUAUUCUAGAUUAUCUUGUGUUGGAAAAGGUUUAUUUGCCUUGUGAAGAGGAGUCCGAAUCCCAUCCAAGUGGAAACCACAGACUCCACCUGACAGAAGUAGUCGAGGAGACUAUUCCGAAGGUAGAAACAUUGGUAAUGUUUGAGGAAGAAUACCCAGAUGAUGCUAGAGCUGACGGUUUGAAUGGCCGAAUCAUGAAGAUGAGAACUGAAUUCAUAGAUAUCUACAAGUUUUACGAUUGGGAGAAAACUUAUCGUCGUUUUAGAGAGAAAUGGAGAUUUUUCCCAGCAGUGUGUACCAAGUUCAAGUCUAAAAUCCAGUUUAUACACCACUUGAACAAGACAAGAAAUGACAUUGAUUCGAUUAUGGAGAAGGUGGUGGCCAUCGUGAAUGAUAGCAACCGAGCCACUUCAUCUCCUGCACUUGCACCAGUUGAUGAUAUAGUUGGCUUCCCUCAAGAUGAUGCUGAUGCGUCUGAAUGCCAUAGAAGUGCAAAGCAUGAGCUCCAGCUGGAAAAAGUUAUGGACGAGAUUGCUUUGAUUUCUGCAGAAGUGAAGAACAUAAAGGUUUGUUCCAGCAGCAAAGAAGUUCAACGAGGAGCUGAUUCUUCUUCUCUAAGUUCUUCAUCAACUGCUCCACCCAUCCACAAAAAUUCCCUGGUUGGUUUUGAAGAUCAUGUCAUGAACAUCAAGGACCUGCUCUGUGGAGAACAAUCCAAGCUCCAGGUCAUACCAGUAUGUGGUAUGGGGGGCAUCGGAAAAACUACUCUCGCCAGAAAUGCUUAUGACGAUCAACUAAUUAAGGAGAAGUUUGACAUUCGUGUUUGGAUUACAGUAUCACAGGAUUACAGUGCACAAAGAAUUCUUUCAGGCCUUCUCGAGUCCCUGGAGGAAUACAACAACCAAAGUGGAAAAGAAGAAAGUGCUGACAUAAAGGUGUACCAAAUUUUAAUAGGCAGGAAAUAUUUAGUCGUGAUGGAUGACAUCUGGAGAAGUGAGGCAUGGGAUAUUGUUAGGAAUGUGUUUCCUGAUAAUGGUGACGGAAGCCGUAUCAUGCUAACCACAAGGUUGUAUGAUGUGGCUUCUUAUCCUGGUCCUUCAAUCACGCCUUAUGAGUUGGGUUUACUGAAUGAAGUUCAGAGUUGGAGCUUACUUAAGGAGAAGGUGUUUGCAAAUCAAGAAUGUCCUUCCGAUUUGGAAAAUAUUGGGAAGGAUAUCGCAAGAAGCUGCAAAGGGUUGCCCCUCGCUAUCGCGGUGAUUGCAGGAAUUUUAUCCACGGUCACUAAGAAUCCAGCUUCGUGGCUGGAGAUUGCAGGGACGUUGAAGUCUGCAAAAACAGCAGAGCAAGAGCACAUUGAAGAGAUACUAUCCUUGAGCUAUGUGGAAUUACCUCAGUUAUUGAGGCCAUGUUUCUUGUACAUGGGUUCAUUUCCUGAAGAUCAAGAGAUAUAUGCCUCGAAACUCAUAGGAUUAUGGAUAGCUGAGGGCUUUCUCAAAUUUCCAAUCAACACCAAGACCUUUGAAGAGGUGGCCGAAGAGUGUUUAGAGGAACUUGUGAAGAGAAACCUUGUCUUUGUCGCAAAGAGGAAAUCUGAUGGGAGAAUCAAAAGUUGCGGCCUCCAUGAUCUGAUUAGGGAGCUGUGCAUAAGAAAAGCUCAGGAAAGUAAGUUUUUUCUGAAUUUGGUGGAUGAGGAUAUUGAAAAGGAGAAAUUUAUGGAAAGCAUAAAAAAUGAGCGUCGGGUAAGUAUGUCUUAUCUAAGUUUAUUUUCAAGCUAUGGUGGAUCAACUAUCCAUUCCAUCAAAUGCUCCAAGUAUAAUUUAGUAAAACUGGACUUUGUCGAAGGUGUUAGAUUGGUGAGGGUGUUGGAUGCUGAACCUGCUGAUGUGGAGUCAUUGCCAUCUCAAUUAUUUGAUCUAUUUCAUUUGAGAUACCUUGCUAUUAGAUAUCAUCGAAAUAUCUCUAGUAUCUUAUCAAAACUUAAAAACCUGCAGACCUUAAUCAUUCGUGCAGUAAAGAGAUCUACGGACGGAUUUGUAAUAUCUAACGAUAUGAUGGUGCCGUGGUGCAUGCAAGAACUAAGACAUGUUUACUUCAGUGGGGUGAUUCAAUUUGAUGAUCCCGGAGAAACAUGCUCACUAGAAAAUUUGCAGACGGUUUCGUAUGUUGUCAGUGUGUGUUGUAGUGAGCAGUUCCUGAAAAAGAUCCCGAACCUCAAAAAACUGAAGAUUAGUUGUGAUGAUUUUUAUGGUGGAGAUCAAGAUUGCCUGAAUGGCCUGGUACAUCUGCAUCAACUUGAAAAUUUGGAAGUAUAUUCUGAUGGUUCAGUUGGAUUGAGCUACAAUCUUGCUUUUCCUGAGAAGCUCACAAGGUUGACUUUGAGGGAUUUGAAACUUCCUUGGAAUGACAUGAUUGUUGUUGGUUCAUUGCCAAAGCUUCAAGUGCUUAAACUGAAAGGUUGCACUUGCAAUGGUGGCACAUGGGAAACAACUGAGGGAACAUUUCCAGUGUUGGAAGUUCUUCUAGUUGAACGUUCACGGUUUGAGAACUGGAUAACUGAAAGUGGCCAUUUCCCAAGGCUCAGAUGCCUGCUACUUCAUUCUUGUCGGGAUCUUAACGAGAUUCCAACUGAUAUUGGAGAAAUUCCAACUCUUCAACUGAUUGAGGUUAAGGGUAAUGUGAAGGAGUCUUUGUUGAAGUCGGCAGAAGUGAUAAGAGAGGAACAAGAAGAAAUGGGAAACAACACCCUUCAAGUUGUCUGCAUUGCUACGUCGUCUACACAGCAAAGUUAUUAUUAUUCCGAUGAGGUGCUUUAAAUUCACAAGUAGACCUUGUUUUUAUCCCCUUUUCAAGAGUUAUGGUAAUGAAGGCGACUAUGAUGAUGAUCAUGAGGAGGACUCUGGCGACGAUGAUGGUUGAAAUUCAAAUGGGUCAGAGGAUGGAAAUGUGCCAAGUGUGUGUUAAAGCUUUAUCAAAGACUACUGAAGAGGUUUUCUAAGAUCAUGUGUGUUAUGGAACUUGUUUCAAUUUGUUUAAUCGUUCUGUAAUUGAAUGUUAAUAGGUGUGUUAUAUUAAUAUGUUCUUAUUAUUGUGUGGAA